UCCAUGAACAGGAAGGGUAUGGGCGACUUUCUGCAAAUUUUCUCUAUUUGGUAGAUAACAGGCGUUACCUCUACAAUUUGAAAAUAAAUGUUUCAUUUCAUUAGAAAAAAUAGUUAUGGAAAGAUAGGCUAUUUUUAAGUAUAAAAACUAUUCAAAAUUAAUGUAAACCAUCAAUUUCAAUCCAAAAUCUUUUACCCUUGGUUGCACCUACACAAGAGGAUGGUUAACUCAAUAAUCCACUCAAACAAACAAUAAUGAAAAAAAAGGGAAUAAUGAAAAGUUAAUUAAUGUAAAAUAAUUAAGGACCAUCCCUCAUUCACAAAAACAUGGUCCACCCUAUAAAUAACACCUUCACUCUCCUCGCUCUUCCCGCUUCCAUUCCAUUCCAUAAUAUCACACUUCUCUCAAAACCACACCCACUUACACUUAAACACAUACAACCUUAAAAAGGCUCCAGAAUUUAAUCAAAUCCAUCCCCCAAAAAUUCACACAAUUAUUUAACUUUUGUAAUUUUAUCAUAUAUCCAAGUUUAAUUUAAUUAGCUUGUUAUUCAUCUUUCAAAACGGGUCUUCCGUUGUGGAUGCUUGGCUUGGCCGCUGAACAGCUGCGCGCCGAUAUGAAUCGCUUACUUUCCCUUCUUUUCCACCAAGGGGUGUUGGAUGAACAAUUCUUACAAUUGCAACAACUACAAGAUGAAAGCUCUCCAAAUUUUGUUUCUGAAGUUGUCAAUAUUUACUUCCAUGAAUCUGAAAAACUUCUCCGAAAUCUCAGAACUUUUCUAAUGGAUAGAGAAUUUUCAGAUUACAAAAAAAUAGGAAUGCAUUUGAAUCAGUUUAUGGGAAGCAGUUCAAGCAUAGGUGCUAAAAGAGUUAGAAAUGUAUGCGUUGCCUUUCGUGCUGCUUCCGAACAAAAUAACCGUGCUGGAUGUUUAAGAGCAUUGGAGGUAUUGGAGCACGAGUACAGCUAUCUCAAGAAUAAACUGCAUGAACUCUUUCAAAUAGAACAGCAAAGAGUACUAGCAGCUGGGGUGAGGUACCCAAUACAACACAACAACAACAACAACAACUAGCUAAAACAAAAACAAAAUUUGCAUUAAAAUCUCACUUAUAAUUUUGCUUACUAAUUUUGAUUCCUAUGUUUUCAGAAUUAGGUAGGGUUUGGUGGCAUACCAUUAUUAGUAAUUUUGUAUGCUUAAUUAGCUUAAAAUGAAGAUCUUUAAUUGCUAAUUAUGUAAUGGGAUCGGAUCAAAUCAAAUCAGCAGUAGUUUGUAAGUUUCAAUGUUUGCUUUUUUUAGAGGCAAUAAUGAAUGUGCAGUUAAUUAAUUUUGGGCGGCUAUAGUUUUGAUUGUUCUUCUGAUUUUUGUGAUCUUCUGAAUCUCAUUUGAAUUGUGUAUUUGACUUCUUUUGGCAAAGCAAUUUAAUGACUGGUACAAUCAGUAGGUAAAUGUGCUUUUUGACAAUUUUUCACAAAUCAAUUAAAAUUUGUAGAAAUUUGAGAUGAUUUAUUGAGGAAGCUUUUGUCAAAUUUCUCAUUUGAAAUUAAGUACUUACUUUCUCUGUCUCCCAAAGUUCAUUAUGUUUUGAUUUUUUUUUUCUUUUUUGGCGAAAAAUCACUGUCCAAACAGAAGUAACAUUAAGAGACAAUGGGACUAGCAAUUGAAUCACGAAGUUGUUCAAUGAUUUGUGCAUAAUUUUGACAUAAAUUGAUGUUUGAAAUUUAAGCAUGUUGUAUUAAAGUGCAUGAUUUAACAAUAGUAAUCCGUAGUAAUAAAUGUAAUAAACUAGCCGACCUUUAAGGACUUGAUUCUUACCCUAAAUUUAAGGGGUAUCCUUGAAGCACAAUGGUAUAUAUUUUUUUUUCUACCCUCACUUAGCUUUAUGAAUAACAAUUGUUUACACAUGUGCGGUGCUUUUUUUUUUUUUUU
Chenopodium quinoa (quinoa) is the source of this 1924-nucleotide messenger RNA. RefSeq names its product pseudo histidine-containing phosphotransfer protein 6-like. The record is from RefSeq and is a predicted model, not a curated record. Lineage: Eukaryota; Viridiplantae; Streptophyta; Magnoliopsida; Caryophyllales; Amaranthaceae. Gene Ontology annotation, biological process: phosphorelay signal transduction system; phosphorylation; cytokinin-activated signaling pathway. Bases 581 to 1069 code for a protein of 162 amino acids. The transcript is spliced from 5 exons. Gene Ontology annotation, molecular function: protein histidine kinase binding; histidine phosphotransfer kinase activity. Gene Ontology annotation, cellular component: cytoplasm; nucleus.